AUGGCCGUCGCGAGGCUGGUGGCCGCCCCAUUCCCUCUCGCUCCGUGCCGCGUCCGGAGGCUCCGCCCGGCCUUGCCUCCCGCGCAUGCGGGCCCCCGGCCGCGGCCGCUGGUCCUGGUGCUCGCGCCUCCCGCUGCGGCGGCGGCCCGGGGCGCCGUCGUGCCUUCGCGCGCGGCGCCGGAGGACGAGGCCGUGGUCGCCGGCGAGGCCGCGGACGAUGGCGACGAUAGAGGGGGCGCGGAGGCGGAGGCGGAGGCGGAGGCCGCGCGGGUGGCGGUGGCGGCGCGCGCGGCGCGGAAGCAGUCGGAGCGGCGGACGUACCUGGUGGCGGCGGUCAUGUCCAGCCUCGGGAUCACGUCCAUGGCCGCCGCCGCCGUCUACUACCGCUUCGCCUGGCAAAUGGAGGGGGGCGGCGAGAUCCCGGUGACGGAGAUGGUCGGCACCUUCGCGCUCUCGGUGGGCGCCGCGGUGGGGAUGGAGUUCUGGGCGCGGUGGGCGCACCGGGCGCUGUGGCACGCGUCGCUGUGGCACAUGCACGAGUCCCACCACCGGCCCCGCGACGGGCCUUUCGAGCUCAACGACGUCUUCGCCAUCGUCAACGCCGUCCCGGCCAUGUCCCUCCUCGCCUACGGCUUCUUCAACCGGGGCCUCGUCCCGGGCCUCUGCUUCGGCGCGGGGCUGGGCAUCACGCUGUUCGGGAUGGCCUACAUGUUCGUGCACGACGGCCUCGUCCACCGCCGCUUCCCCGUCGGGCCCAUCGAGAAUGUGCCCUACUUCCGGCGUGUCGCCGCCGCCCAUCAGAUACAUCACAUGGACAAGUUCCAGGGCGUGCCCUACGGCCUGUUCCUGGGGCCCAAGGAGCUGAAGGAGGUGGGAGGGACUGAGGAGCUGGAGAAGGAGAUCAAGAAGAGGAUCAGGAGGAGGGAGGUCCUAGACGCCAUCUAA
This is a messenger RNA of Miscanthus lutarioriparius, 945 nucleotides long. The record is from the annotation of a GenBank genome assembly. NCBI's taxonomy places the organism in Eukaryota, Viridiplantae, Streptophyta, Magnoliopsida, Poales, Poaceae.